UGUUUAUCUUGGCGGGUCGUAAUGAAAGUAAGGAGAGCAUAUUGUAGUUGAUUAUCACCUAGCAGUUAAGUAUGGUGUUCGUAGAUAACCUUCUCACUGAGAAAGGGUGUAAUCUGGGUUAUAAUUGAAGAAUCUCAGUUAAAGGUAGAAUUAUCCUGGUUGUAAUUGUUGUACAAGACUACAUGUAACUCUUGUACAGAUAAUUAUUGACAAGAUGUAUUUUUUUUAUUUCAUCAUCAGCUUCUUGAAAAACAGGACGUUCUUCAGAGGCACUGGAAAACAGUUGGAGCCAUAAUUUGUAGUGACAAAUUCAUAUUUGAGAAACAAGUCAGAAAGGCUCCACAAAUUGUCAAACAAAUGGUAGUCUGUAUCCUGAAAAAUGAUUGGUUUGGUGAUCUUGUUGAUGAUGUGCUGGAUGUUUUCAAGAAAUACUGUGUUACUAAAAGUGCAUUACAACAGAAUUACAAAGAUGUAAUAAAUAGCAUCAGAUAUCUACUUGAUGAAACUCCCGAGGAGGUAUACAAUAAACACCCUGAGAUAGUGGACAAACUGGUACCAAUAGUCACAGAACUUGUACAUAGGGAUGCUGAAAAUAUGGCUUGGGCUUAUGGUUACAUAGGAGUCAUGACACCGAGGAGCACUGCUAAGAAAGGAACUGAGCAAGCUUGGCUUAAGCUCAUUAAAGCCCUUGCUAAAUCAGGCACAGCUGAUGGGCUGAGGAGAUGCUACCAUAUCCUGGAUGAGGGGAAAUUCAAGAAGAUUUGGAAUUGGAAUCAAAAUUUCCAACAAGCCGUGGACUUAAUUCAAUCCGCCAAUGAAAUCCACCUUUACCUGACCGGAAACGAGAAGACAGAUGAAAAAUUAUUUGAUGCCUGGGGGAUAGUUAUCCGCCGUCUUCUGGAACAGUUUAAACUUGUUAAAAUCCAACAGAAGAUUCAUGGGGAGGUUGCAGUACUAGCCAUUACUAUGAUGGAGAAAAAGUCAAAAGAGCUGAAUGGCUUUGUUGAAAUAUUCCUAGGAUAUAUCACUCUUGUGGAUAACAGAGAUGUCAUUCCAGGCUUGAUCAGGAGAUUUUCGAUGCUGGUUUUCGACAUUGAUUAUAUGUGGGACCACCCUGACACAAAGAGAUGUGGACGCUCUUUCAUCCAGGCUGUCUUGAAUGCCUACAGUACUGGACAAGACAUACCUGACGGAGUCAACAAAACCUUCAUACGGAUGUUUAUAUGGACGAUGCAGACAGAGGGUUUGGAGUACAUGGAUUUACAAAACGGGACCGGAACAUUUUAUUGUCUUGUAGCUUCACAGUUCUUGAGGGAAUUUGCAAGCAAGCAUAUCGAUCAUCAUAAUGCUGAAGUUUGCAAACCACUGAUUCCAGCCUUAUUUAAUCAAAUGGAACAUGAGGAGAAAAAUCUAGUAGAUGCUAGUCGCGCUGUAAUUGGGAGAAUUGGUGCAAGUGCGCCCAACCUUUUGAAAGGACAUUUGAGCUCUCUUGUUGCUUGGUGCAAAUGCACAGGUUCCAUGAAUUCUUUUGGUGCCAUAUAUAAGCCGUAUGAGGAGAGUGAUGGAUUCACAAAGCAGGAAUUCAAAGAUAUCAUGGAAGCAAUAGAAGGAAAUGCAGAAGGAGAUUUUAACUUAGAGCCUUUGUUGCUAAAACCAAUGGCUGUGAAACAAGGGGAGCUCUUUACUCAACACCAUGUUGACUUUUUGAUCAGCAUGAUGGGAAAGCAGUACGCUAGGUACUACAUGCUACAGAUUUUGGGUGAACUUAUACCAAAACAACCGAAACUGUUUGGAGAUAGACUGAUCAAAGAUGUUCUACAAAAUCCAGAAAUAGAACCCGCACACUCGACAGGUAUUCAGAUGAUAGCUGUCAACCUCGGACUGACAAACCAG
Messenger RNA from Pecten maximus, 1893 nucleotides. RefSeq lists its product as uncharacterized. The record is from RefSeq and is a predicted model, not a curated record. Gene Ontology annotation, biological process: signal transduction. Gene Ontology annotation, molecular function: protein binding. Lineage: Eukaryota; Metazoa; Mollusca; Bivalvia; Pectinida; Pectinidae.